AACAAACGUUCCGGCCGGUGGCGCCAUGGCGUUGCCCGACCCGGAGGGAACGCGCUGCAAAACGCCAUGAAGAUGGCCCGAGUCGCGAUCCAGCUGGACACGGAGAGCCGGCAGAAGAUUUCUGAAUGAAGUAUGUACCUGGCUGGAGUCUGAAUCUGUUUAAUCAAAUGUGUACAUCUUGUCCGAAGGAAGCGUAUUGCGAAUACCUUAAAAGUAUACACUUUAUCUCACAAGCUUUGAUAGAAGAUGCCCAAAUAAAAGAUGAGAAGGAGCUGGUAACACCCGAUGUGCAGAAAAUGCUGAAGUUGGCUGAUCAAUGCUUAGAGAGGAUUAAAACCACAGCUGCUAAACUGGGUGAAGUGGAAAGGCAGCCUGCAGCAAGCCAGGUCACCAAGCCCUCAUAUACUCCUAGUCAUCGGAGAGUCGUCUCAGAUGGGGGAGGCACUAGUACAUCGCUUUUGUCUCCUGAAGUCUUCCAAAAAAAACAAAUUCCAGAAACACUAAUAACAAAAAGAGAACUUACUCCACUGGAAGAAGCUUCAAGACAGAACCAGAAGUUAAAAGCUGCUUACGAGGCACGGAUGGCACGGUUGAAUCCUAAUCAGGGUAUGCAGAAAACAUCACUGACUUUAUCUCUUCAGCGGCAGAUGAUGGAAAACCUGAUCAUCGGACAGGCAAGACAGGCAGCACUGCAAAGAAAGAUGGAAGAACGAAGGCUGAGACUUCAAGAAGAAGCAAACAGGAGGUUUUCAAACAGUGCCACUCUGACCCCUGAGGAGGAGGAGCAAAGAAAUGUAUAUGCAAGCAUUUUAGAGUUUGAGCAGGACCACGAAUGGCCCAAACAAUGGAAAAUGAAAUUGAGAUCACAACCUAAUGAUCUUGUGCUGGUGGCUGGUCUUGUAUCCCAAAUACUGAGCUGUUCAGAAUAUCCAAUCGCUCAACUACUGAAGAAACUGCAGUGCAGGAUCUACAGCAAGCUCUACCCUAUUGUGAAAUCACAAUUUUCAGACUUGGCUAGCAUUAUUGAACUGUGUCCAGGUUCUACAUUGUACACGUCUCCUGUCCAGUGUCAACUGAAGACCGAUGUAGCAUCUUCAUUCAACAAGGGAAGCAGGUUAAAGUCUUCCAAAAGUGCAUGUUGUCUGGGGACUGUUCAAGAUCAGAAUAAGAUAAGUAAUGGUGGUUUAAGACACAGUUCCUCUGUCAGCUCAGUGGCAUUAACUGAACAUAAUAAAAUAAGCUCAGAUAUUAGCAGCCAGAGUGGAAUGGAACAAAAUGUUGCAGGUCAACAGAUCAACCCAGCAGUGAGUGAUAGAACAGAUCUGAUGAUUGACAAAAACAGCCCUUUUGAAGAUUUGGAACACUAUGUAAUGAAGUUUGAGCAACCAUCAAGAAACGUCACAGACACCCCAACACUAAUGACAAAUACUGAACUUAAUCAGAUGGAAGAUAUUCCACUACAAAAUCACCUAAAGGAUGUUGUGACUGAUGUGCAUAAUUCAAUAGACAAAUUACUGUCAUUGUGUAUCCUGGCUUUUGAACCUCUCAACACUGCGACAGGGAAAGACCAGUGCCUGGCCAGCAUCGAGGAGGCUUUGUUCAAACCUAUCUGGGUGUUCCUUUUGGCUCUGUUUAGAAAAGUGAAUACACAGAGGGAAAUAGCACUUGAAAAAAGCAUGAAGUUGUACAAGUCAGCAGGUCCAGCAGAUAUUGGCAUUACAGCUAAACUCCUUCCCAAGGAAUCUGCAUCUUCAAAUGAUUCCUACCCAUAUGAAGCAGCAGUGAAAGAGUUAAGGUUAAUAACCAAAGAAUAUUGUCCACAGAAAAAGCUUGAAUGUAUUGUGCGAACUCUCCGUCUCAUCUGUGAAUGUGCUGAAUAUUACUGCAAUUCUAAGGAAGCUGGUACAAUCCAUGUUACUUCUGCAAUUGGUGCCGAUGAUCUGCUGCCCAUUUUGUCUUACGUGGUGCUGAAGAGCAACUUAAUGCAGCUCGUAUCAGAGUGUGCAGCAUUGGAAGAAUUUAUUCACGAAGGGUACACUAUCUCUGCAGCCAUUGCCUUUAUAAUCCUCGGGUGCAGGCCAUCAGGACCUGGUGAUUGCCUGCCUUUUAGUCCUAUAUUUAAUUGGUGAAGAAGGGUACUGCUUGACAUCCAUGCAGAGCGCUCUCUCAUAUGUGGAAUCUUUAUCCAAAACUUAAGUCCUGUCGUUUACGUCCAUAUAUUUGUUGAGCAUCUUCAAGAAUGGCUUCUUGUUACACUUAUUAAAAGACUAUUUUUAUUAUUAAAUUCACUGGUUGAAUGUAGUUUUCAAUUGUUGUCCAGAAUGUUUUCAUCAUAACAUUAACUAUUUAUAUAAGCAUUAUGUUAAAACAGUGUGACUGGUUGAAGGCAAUAAUAAGAGACUGCUCAGAGAUAAAGUAGAAGAUUUAAUAUUCCACACUAAUGUUAGAGAAGACCACUGCCCACAGGGUAUUAGAGCUGGACAAGUCCACACCCAAUCCUUCACCAGUACAGGUACUGUAUUUUCUGUGAAUUAUUUUGGAUGCUGGAGAUUUUCCUCAUAUCCUAAUAUCUGUAGAACAUUAUUCAUUUUGUAUUGAUUUAAAUUUUAAGUCAGUAGAUUUGCUUUAAUGUUUUUAUUUUAAAAUUGUUUUAGAAAUCUUUUGGUGAAAACAAAAAAAUUUACUAGGGUCACGAAUAUUUGAAAUUUUGUUCUCAUCAAUAAUGACUGUUCUAAGUUUAGAUAAGACUUCUUUAUUAGUCACAUGUACAUAGAAACACACAGUGAAAUGCAUCUUUACAUAACAUUCUGAGGGCAGCGUGCAAGUGUCGCCACGUUUCCAGCGCCAACAUAGCACGCCCACAUCUCCUAACCCGUACGUCUUUUCUGAUCACUUCUUAAAUAUUACUUUUUUUAUUGUACAUUUGUCUUAUGUGCAUUUGUACACAUGUGAAAAAUCCAAGGCAAAGUGAAGAUUGUUGCCAAUGUUAAAAUAAUUUAUUGCAAUUGUGCUAAAAAAAAAAUGGGCAUGUUGGGGGGGUGGGGUGGGAAGGAAGAGAAGUAAUUGCCAAAUAUCAUUGGACUGUGUUUGUGCAUUAUUAUGCCAAAAAUUCAAAAAUUAGACAGGUUUCUGGAAAAGUAGGCAGAAGUUAGAGUACUGCUUAAGUGAAAGAGUCACACUGGGACUUCACUGGCAUGAUAUGCUGCAUGAAGUAACUACUUGACUGCUGACCACUUUUCCAUUCAGAUUUUAUGAAGUGCUAGAUAUCAAAGUGAAAUACACAGUAGGUAUGUUGGCAUAAAAAAAAUUAAAGACUAAUGUUGGGUGCAAUAGUUCUUUAUCAGAUCUGUAAAAGAAACAUAGCAGGUUCAUUUCAUUAAACCAAACAUUAAGGAUGUUGAAGGAAUUGAGGGAAAUGAGAAUAGUGUUGGGAAAUGACACCGAGGAACAAGAUCAGCCAUGACCCUGAUCCCUAAUGAAUGGUGGAGUAGGCUGUUAAGGGCUGCAUGACCUGCCUGUUUUUGGUUUUUUUGGUCAAACAUUACAGGACAUAUUAGAGAAACUGCUAGUGUUCCCUUUGUACUCCUUUGUCCUUCACUGACUACAACCCCUGUAUUCAGAUUCAACAAUGCCAGAUUUACCCUUUUAACCAGUCCUAUUGAUUUGUGAGAGUGUGUGUGAUUAGUUGUAAAGACCAGAGGAAAAUACUGAUUGCUGAAUGAAGGGAGGUUAUUUAGAAAUCUAUAAGUGAGCUUCUACAUGAGAUUGAAGUAAUAUAUUUUCCAAAGGACUUCCUGGAAAAGAGAAAUGCAGAUUAGAGAGUUCCAGUGUUGAGUUACUAGACUUGCAGUCAGGAAGUGGAGAGAUUGUAUAGAUAGUACAGUCUGGAUACAAGCCAUUCAGUCCAACUAGUUUGUGCUGAAUCUCCUCCCAAUCCAUCUCCGUCAUCUCAGGCUUUAUCUUUAUCUUUCAAAAUCCUUGCCUCCACUGUACUGAGAUUCUCUGUGGAAACAUCCAAGUUUCAACCACUUUCUCUAUUGUCAAGUUCUACUCUCCAAGUAAAGAAUUAUUUUGAGAUUUCUACAAUGGGUUUUGUUCACAGCUAUCUUCUUAUCAACCCACCAGUUCAGUGUUCUUCCAUGUUUUCUGUUUACUAAAGGAUACUAACCUCAAUUUUUUGCAGUAGGAAAUUUUUCAUGUCUGGUUCCAUCCUUGUAAAUCUAUUUUGUUUUUUCCUUUCAUGAUUGUGUUCUUUGUUGUACAAAUAUGAGACAGUCCACACUGUGGACUGUAAAUUGAUUGAUAAAUAUAGUAUGCAUGACUUAGAUAUUAUAAAUAUACUUUAGUGAUUCUUUGAUUUGUUUCUUUGCACUUUCAAUUGUAAUAAAAAAUCCUAGAUAUUAUAAAUGCUUUAAGGAAUUUUUUUUCUAUCAAUAAUUUGGCAACAUAUGACUACAGCCCUGCUUUAUCCUCCCACAAACAUUGAAAGGAAUUGAAAUCUUUAAAUGACAACCAAAUAUUGAUAGCCUUUAAAUGAUUGAUUCAAAGGUCUAGAGUGCAAGUGUUUCUGAGUGUUUUCUCAAGUCCAAAAGUUUUAAUUUUAGCUGUGAAUAUUUACAGUGAGAUUAUUUAUGUAUCAAUGAUCCUAAAUAAAUGUUGUAAGUAAGACUUUUGAGAUAAGGAAGCACUACUGCGAUGGCUUCCCAUUAUUUCUCUAACCUCCACCACCUCCCCCCCCACCCCCGACCAAUAAGUAUUUUUGAACUAUCUUCCAAGUGGGCUGCAUCCAAAGUCAAAGAGACCUUCCUACUCUUUGCACUGUGGACUCGGCACGCCAAGCCAGUGAUGCACUAUUUGAUGACUGAGGUUGGCUGGUGUUGAGCCUAACCCCAGUCCCUCAGACUAUGAUGAAAAUAUUACUGCUGUUAAAAUACUACAACUGAGCAGGACAUGUGUACCUGUAUUCAGCACUAGCUCACAGAGACUAUCUGGAAUAAGCCAAGAAUCCUUCAUCUUUCUACUUAGAGACAAGAUCUCUGACACAGCAUUUCUUCCUGUACUGAAAUAAUUAAUGUUCAUCUUACCCUUUUGCAACAUGAAUUAGUGAUGCCAGGAAAAUCUGAUUUAACAGAACUGCAUGCAAUUCCAGUUAAAACAUUCUUUGGAUGCCCCUCAGCUGAGCAGGUACCGUGCUUCCACUGGCAAUUUUGUACUGCUUUUGUAUCCUGAAGAGCAUACAAAAUUGACUGUAUUCUUUGAGUUACCUCACACUUGACAAAGCAAAUACUUAAUUUCUAAUUGAGGUAGAUAUCCUUUCUAAAUGCAAGAUAAAAGUGAAUGGAUACUAUGAAAUGGAUGUUUUUGAAUGUUUGAAACAUUUGAUUAUAUAAAAUAAAUUCUAAGUAAUAAUAAAACUGAUCAGUUGUGUUGUUAAAAGGGACAGAAGAUGAAAAAAAAGACAUCCAGUUCUUGUGGAGGUCUAAAAUAAAAUUAGACUACAUGCCAUGGCAUUGAUAUUAGGUGUUUAGACUUGAGGUUGCUGUGCAUUUGUAAUUUUGGAAAGUAGUUGUUUAACUAGUUAAAUUUUAGGUCAACUUUGUAAUUAAAAGUUCACAAGAAUAAACAUAUCAUGAAAUUACUGCAGCUUUUGAGGCAUAAACCUAAACUUUUAGUUUUAAAUAUGAUCUGACCACUACACAAAUAAAUCCAGCAGAGAUUCUAUUUACUUUUUUAAAAAAAUAUAUAGUUUAUUAAUCGAGGUUGAAUUUUAACCGUGGUUUAUGAAUAAAAUGGAAUAUGCUUGCAGAUCCCUUUUAAAGAUUCCACUAUAAAAGGUCUUUAUCUUUUACUGGUUACAUGCAAAAAAUUCUGUUUAGAUAAUUUAUAACAAAAUGGAGAGGUCAAUGGCACUGCUUACAUAUGUCUCAUUUUUGCUUUGUCUGUGGUCACUAAAAAUUAAUUUUCCUUUUCAGUUAUCCAUGCAACUUCCAGUGAUAAGAAAAAACUUGCUUCUGCUCACUGGGGAAUUGUGCUGUUCAGAUCAAUUUACUUUAUAUAGUGAUGGAAUUCUAUGAUAAUGCUUCCAGAACUUUCAUACUUUGGGAAUAUAACUUAAGUGAUUCUCUUUGAGUCUAUUUAAAUUAUGCUCACAUUUGAACUAAGUUGCUAAUUCUUCUGUACAAAUGAUGUUUAAAUUAUAAUUGCUUAUUUAAGAGAAAUCAUGUGAAUGUAUCAACAUAAAUAGGUGCAUUACUGUGAACUAUAAGU
This is a messenger RNA of Pristis pectinata (smalltooth sawfish), 6267 nucleotides long. It is a transcript of the gene vps9d1, whose product is annotated as VPS9 domain containing 1. Lineage: Eukaryota; Metazoa; Chordata; Chondrichthyes; Rhinopristiformes; Pristidae. The transcript has 17 exons. The coding region runs from base 126 to 2129 and encodes 667 amino acids. Gene Ontology annotation, molecular function: guanyl-nucleotide exchange factor activity; small GTPase binding. Gene Ontology annotation, cellular component: endocytic vesicle; cytosol. The record is from RefSeq and is a predicted model, not a curated record. Gene Ontology annotation, biological process: vesicle-mediated transport.